UUUCCGCUUAAAAACCAAACAGAGCGUCACUUUCCUUCACAUUUUACCUUCAUUUUCUCUCCAACCAAACAUGCCCUCUCUACUCUCACUCUCCCUCAUCCUCCUCCUCCAUUUCUCCGUCGCUCCGACCGUCUCUUCCUCCUCGGAGCGCGACAUUCUCCUCGACAUCAAAGCCUCGCUCGACCCGGAAACCCGGUUCCUCUUCUCAUGGGCACCGGGCGGCGACCCUUGCGCCGCCGGGUCCUUCGACGGCGUCGCCUGCGACGAACACGGCCGUGUCGCCAACAUUUCCCUCCAAGGGAUGGGUCUUUCCGGGAAUAUUCCGGCGGCCGUCGGUCGUCUCACCGGCUUGACGGGUCUGUACCUUCACUUCAAUUCCCUGCACGGUGAGAUUCCCAAGGAGAUUUCUCACUUGCCUCUGCUCAGCGACUUGUACCUCAACGUGAAUGACCUCUCCGGCGAAAUCCCUCCCGAAAUCGGCAACUUGGGGAAUCUUCAAGUUCUCCAGAUAUGUUACAACAAGCUAAGUGGGAGUAUACCGACGCAGCUGGGAUCUCUGAAAAAGAUAAGCGUUCUCGCUUUACAGUCAAACCAACUCUCCGGCGCGAUUCCGGCGAGUUUAGGAGGCCUUGACUCGUUAACGAGGCUUGAUUUGAGCUUCAACCAUCUCUUUGGACCGGUUCCAGUCAAACUGGCUGAAGCUCCUCUGUUAGAAGUUCUGGACAUUCGGAACAAUUCCUUCUCCGGCAAUGUACCCACUGGUUUAAAGAGGCUUGAGAAUGGUUUCCAGUUUGCGAACAAUCCUGCUUUAUGUGGAGUUGGGUUUCUGGGUUUGAAGGCUUGUGCUGUUUCUGAUGGCAUGAAUCUGAACCGGCCAGACCCGUCUAACCCGAAAAGCUUUUCCACCGACAUUAAGCCAGAAUCUGCAGAUUUGCAGCGUAGGAAUUGCAGCAACAGUGGUCGAUGUUCGAAGAGCUCAAAGUCUUUCGGUGUCAUUGUCGGUCUGAUCAUUACAGUCAUUGCAGUUGCGGCCUUUGGCGGUUUCACCUUCGCAUGGCACAGACGCCGGAAACAGAAGAUUGGAAGCAACCUCGAUCCCGUGGACGGAAGGCUUAGCACUGAAUAUCAGUUUAAGGAAGUUUCUAGAAAAAAGGGCGCUUCUCCGCUCAUCAGCUUGGAGUAUGCGAGCGGGUGGGACCCGUUGGCUCGAGGACAGAACAGUAACAGUGCCUUGUCUCAAGAAGUCUUUGAAAGCUUCAUGUUCAACCUGGAAGACGUUGAGCGUGCCACUCAGAGCUUCUCGGAGGUUAACAUGUUGGGAAAGAGCAAUUUCUCAUCAGUUUACCGGGGAAUUCUCCGAGAUGGGUCUGUGGCUGCGAUAAAAUGUAUCGCGAAAUCAAGCUGUAAGUCAGAUGAAUCUGAGUUUCUCAAGGGAUUGAAGAUUCUGACAUUGUUGAAGCAUGAGAAUUUGGUCAGGCUGAGAGGAUUCUGCUGCUCAAAAAGCCGAGGAGAGUGUUUCCUUAUCUACGAUUUUGUCCCCAAUGGAAACCUCUUGCAGUAUCUCGACGUGAAGGAGGAGGAAGGGGGAGAGGUUCUUGAAUGGUCCACACGAGUUUCCAUCAUCAAUGGCAUCGCGAGAGGUAUUCAUUACUUGCAUGGACAAAACGGGAACAAGCCUGCAAUAGUUCACCAGAACAUAUCUGCAGAGAAGAUCCUCAUUGACCAUUGGUAUAAUCCUUCCCUCGGGGACUCGGGUCUUCACAAGCUUUUCACCGACGAUAUAGUUUUCUCGAAGCUCAAAGCAAGUGCAGAUGGGUACUUGGCUCCAGAGUACAUAACUACUGGCCGGUUCACUGAGAAGAGCGAUGUCUAUGCCUUCGGUAUGAUCGUUUUACAGAUACUCAGUGGGAAAAGUAAAGUGGGUCAUUUGCCAAUCCAAGUCAUAGAAUCAGGAGGACUGGAAAGUUUCAUGGAUUCUAACCUUAAAGGGAACUUUCUCGAAGCAGAAGCUGCUCAGCUCGCAAGACUCGGGCUUCUCUGCACUCAUGAAUCCUCAAGCCACAGACCAUCCAUGGAAGAAGUCAUGCAGGAACUGAAUAAACUUGCAGAGAGUUAUUAGGGUUUCGUUCAAACAAGAUUCUUGCCUCGGUUUUUCUACCGAUAGGAGGCAGAACAGAAUUUGGGUAUUACUGAUUGCUCGAUGUUAACUCUGUCUAAGUUUGAUGUAGGGAAUCCGAGAGAUCGGGUUGUGAUGUAUCUCUUCUGUGUUGUGAAACUGUAAUUGAUGUGUUUAGACUGUAAAAAUGGAGCAGAUUCCUCAGCCUAGGUGACCUUGUGGAAAGCAUCAUUUCUGAAAAUUGACAA
This is a messenger RNA of Tarenaya hassleriana, 2364 nucleotides long. RefSeq names its product probable LRR receptor-like serine/threonine-protein kinase At5g45780. Gene Ontology annotation, molecular function: protein kinase activity; protein binding; ATP binding. NCBI's taxonomy places the organism in Eukaryota, Viridiplantae, Streptophyta, Magnoliopsida, Brassicales, Cleomaceae. The record is from RefSeq and is a predicted model, not a curated record. Gene Ontology annotation, biological process: protein phosphorylation.